GGAGGGGGAAGAGGAAAUAGGGGAGGAUUGAUGGGAAGGAGGGUAAUACGGAACCGUAGUUGUGUCCGCUUAUAUCCAUCAGGGCUAAAGUUAUUUUAAGUACUAGGUUCUAAAAAGGACUUUUCUAAUCUGAAGCAUCCUUCCAGGCCGUGAGCCGCUGAAGGGCACACGGGGCUGCUGCGGUGCGCUAAACAACGUUCGCUUCUUGGUGUUCGCGAGAGCUUGAGUCCGUCUCUUCCGGGACUCUAGUUUCCGACCGGUCUCUUCAGGCGGCAGGACGCAGCGGCUAUUCUUUCGCAGGACACGGAGCCGGAGCCGGAGCCGGUGCCGGAGCCGGUACUUUUCCCCGGUAGCACCAGCGGAGGAGAGCGGAAGAAGCCCUAGAGAUCCGGGGCUCGGAAGAGAGAGAGGUUGCAGAGGCAGUUCCCGUGAGUCAGUGCGGCUGCCGACCAUGAAGCCGGCCCAGCAGCGGCUCUCUCAGGCGAUACAUGGUCAUGGAACCUAUGACUCUGAUUUUAGUGAUGAUGAGCACAGUGAAGAACCUAAAAAGAGAAAAAGGGCAAUUAAUGAAGAUGACUCAUUGCUUAAAAAGCCAUUUCAGAAAGAAAAAUAUAUAAAAGUGGCUCAUAGACAUGUUGCAGCAGAGGAACUGGAUCGGGAAGAAGCAAGAAAUAGAAGGUUUCAUCUAAUAGCUAUGAAUGCUUAUGAAAGACAUAAGAAGUUGGUGAAUGAUUAUAUUUUAUAUUAUGGUGGUAAAAAAGAAGAUUUUAGACGUUCAGGGGAAAAUGAUAAGACAGACUUGGAUGUUAUAAGAGAAAAUCAUAGGUUCCUGUGGAAUGAAGAAGAUGAAAUGGAUAUGACUUGGGAGAAGAAGCUUGCAAAGAAGUACUAUGAUAAAUUAUUUAAAGAAUACUGCAUAGCAGAUCUCAGUAGAUACAAAGAUAACCAGUUUGGAUUUCGAUGGCGAGUAGAAAGAGAAGUAAUUUCAGGAAAAGGUCAGUUUUUCUGUGGAAAUAAGCGAUGUGAUGAAAAAGAAGGAUUAAAGAGUUGGGAAGUGAAUUUUGGCUACAUUGAACAUGGUGAAAAGAGAAAUGCACUUGUGAAACUAAGACUAUGCCAAGAAUGUUCUUUCCGACUAAAUUUUCACCACAGGAGAAAAGAAGUCAAACCCAAAAAGUUAACGAAUAGAACUGAAGAAGAUUCUGAAGAAUCGUCACAUAAAAAAUCCAAAUUAUCUUCUUCAAAAAUGCAAUCUUUCAAGAAAAAGAAGGGAAAAGAACAAUCACUGUCAGAGAAAUCAGAAGGAUCAGAUAAUGAAAACUGUGAUGAGGAAGAAAGUACUUCAGAAGUAGACCUAUGGAAGGGUCCUCUGCAGGAAACAGAUGAAAAAUCACAGGAAGAAGAGUUUGAUGAAUAUUUUCAAGAUUUAUUUCUGUGAAAUAUUAAGGAAAUAUUAAGCCUUCAUUCCUUAAUUUGAAAUUUUUCUUUGUAUCUUUUUUUAAUUAGUUUUUUUAUGUUUUCUCUAAUAAGUUGAAACUUGAAUAGUUUCUCUUUAGAAAUAACCAGUCAUCCAGCUACAUCUGAUAGUAAUGGGCUUUAUAAGAUAUAUGAACUUUAUUACUGAAUGUGGUUCAGCCAAACCUGUAGAACCAAUUACUUCUGUAGAGCCUUAAAUCACUUGGCUCCACAAGUCAGUUUCAUCUUUAGACAGAUAUUUUCAAGAAAGAUGAGAUGUGGUUAUUUUAUCCUCACUCACAAAGAAAUACUAUUCACCUGUUAGGAAAAAAAUUUCUUGCAUUACUUUCUCCCGAAGAUUUCUUCCUCAAGUCCAGCUCAUAUUUGACCAUAGAAGACAAUUUUAUAGCUACUUCCCAAAGAUAAUAUGAAAACCACUUGAAAGAAAUCUUAUAGUUAGGAUUGGAAGUUUGAUGGAGAGAACCACAAGAAGUAUACUGAUCUCCUUGCCCUUGUCCUUUUUCAUAUACCCCUAAAUGGAAUUUGUUUUGCUAGGGAACAGAGGAGCCAGACUGGUUCUGAACACUGCAAAACCUCUACUUGAGAUGAGGGAAGAGAAGCGGGAGGUAGGAGUUGGGAAGGGAUAUUGACAAGGUAGGCCUUCUUCCCUCCUACUGUUAAAUUUAAAGAGAAUUAACUCUAAAAAAUCAAUUUGAUUCUGUGUUUUAUUCUUUACUGUUAGCAGGCCCUUUGUUUAAGUUACUACUUGGAAGUUAGGCACUUUCUGAAGUAUGUUAUAAGUAAAGUCCUUCUAUAGAGAAUAUCAUUACAGUGAGGUAUGGCCCACUGGCUGGAGAGCUGAUUUCCGAAAAACAUUCAUGUCUUGCUGCUGACCUUUGCUUUAUGAUCCCAGGCAAGUCAUCCAAGUUCUCAAUGUCCCUAGACAAAACUCUGAGACUCUCAUCUUGUAGAGCUGAUGUCAAUCUGCAUCAGUAGAAGGUUUCCCUGGGCAAAUGAAAGCACAGGUCCAGUCCAUCACCUUAAUAGAAGGCUCUAUAUUAUGAAACUGGUGGGAAUGGCUGUAGUAAGUGUUUUUGCUGUUUUGGUUAAUUGCCUACAAAAAUAUCCUACUACAAAAAUGCUUUCUAUGAUUUCUCUCCAUGAAAUAGUGACUUUCUAUAAAAGUUGUUGGUUUUAUUUUGUUUAUGGGGAAGAAAAAAAAGAGAAGUAAGCAGUUAUUCCCAGUCCCUCUUU
Gracilinanus agilis (Agile Gracile Mouse Opossum) is the source of this 2709-nucleotide messenger RNA. RefSeq names its product protein FRA10AC1. Lineage: Eukaryota; Metazoa; Chordata; Mammalia; Didelphimorphia; Didelphidae. Gene Ontology annotation, biological process: dephosphorylation. The transcript has 14 exons. The record is from RefSeq and is a predicted model, not a curated record. Bases 452 to 1438 code for a protein of 328 amino acids. Gene Ontology annotation, molecular function: phosphatase activity.